UCGCGUGUUUGAUUGACAGCUCCGCAGCUGCAGAAGCAGAUCUGUGAUCAUGGCGGAUGAGGUGUCGCGAGCUCAGAGCGCGCAACCGGGAGGAGACACGAUAUUCGGCAAAAUCAUCCGUAAAGAGAUUCCUGCCAACAUCAUUUAUGAAGAUGAUCAGUGUAUUGCCUUCCAUGAUGUGGCCCCUCAGGCUCCCACUCACUUCCUGGUGGUCCCCAGAAAGCCCAUCACUCAGAUCUCUAAAGUAGAGGAUGCUGAUAAAGAGCUGCUCGGACACCUGAUGGUGGUUGCUAAGAAGUGUGCCGAGCAGGUGGGUUUACCCAGAGGAUACCGACUGGUGCUCAAUGAGGGUCCCGACGGUGGUCAGUCCGUUUACCAUGUUCACAUCCACGUCCUGGGUGGCCGUCAGCUGGGAUGGCCUCCUGGAUAACCACUGUAUAGCUAGUUGUGUCAUUGUUCACCAUAACUGAGGUUAAAUGUUAAAUGUCAAGUAAGAAUCAAUCCAGAAAAUAAGUUCUGACUGAGGAUGUCAAUAAAAACCAUUAAAUGUU
This is a messenger RNA of Megalobrama amblycephala (Wuchang bream), 551 nucleotides long. RefSeq names its product histidine triad nucleotide binding protein 1 (gene hint1). Gene Ontology annotation, cellular component: nucleus; cytoplasm. Bases 50 to 430 code for a protein of 126 amino acids. Gene Ontology annotation, biological process: purine ribonucleotide catabolic process. The transcript is spliced from 3 exons. Gene Ontology annotation, molecular function: hydrolase activity. NCBI's taxonomy places the organism in Eukaryota, Metazoa, Chordata, Actinopteri, Cypriniformes, Xenocyprididae. The record is from RefSeq and is a predicted model, not a curated record.